Malassezia restricta is the source of this 1098-nucleotide messenger RNA. RefSeq lists its product as uncharacterized. The transcript has a single exon. Bases 1 to 1098 code for a protein of 365 amino acids. NCBI's taxonomy places the organism in Eukaryota, Fungi, Basidiomycota, Malasseziomycetes, Malasseziales, Malasseziaceae. The record is from RefSeq and is a predicted model, not a curated record.
AUGUCUUUUACUUUACCCCCACCGUUGAAGCAGCAACUAAGUUUGUAUCGCGAUUCGCUUAACGGUCAAAUCGACGCGUGGGCUGCAGAAUACCAUGUGAAUCCAGCUGCCAUCCGUCGUUUUCUUGGAUUUUCACGUGAAUUUGGACGCCAGCCCAAUUCAUGGAAUUUGUACCAGCGGUACCUAGCAGAACAGAAACGCAAGAGUGCUAAUGGUGACCCUACGGCUUUGGAUCUUACGGGUGCUCAGGGCAUACGCUCCGACUCAAGUGCAACACAGGCACAGCGCAUCCGUGACGAACUAGCGCCGCUGUACCAAAAAAUGAAAGAGGAUCCUGAAUUCAUGCUUCGUACGCAACAAGAUAUUAAUGCUUGGGAACAAGAUAACCGCAUAGAAAAGUCAGGAACCAUUACUCGAGCGGAAUACAAGCGCGCAGUGCGACGGUUUGAACAAUUUUCGCAACAAUGUUCACAAAAUCUUGGCGCAGAAUCCUUCACAAUCAUUGCUCACCCUAAUAUUGGCUCAAAUCAUGUGCAAAUCGCUGCAUCAACAGCUGGUCUUCAUGCAUUCCAAACGGCUCUUGGCCCAGGUAAACCUCUUGAGACAUUCCAGAACCGUUUUGCUGCUUGCAUCUGUCUAACUAUCGCACCCACAGAUGACCCUACGGUUUUGGAACGCGAUGCACGCCUCGAUGUUCAAGUACCACUUCAACCGCAAGAACCCAUUAUCCUGCCCGAAGAUCCCACCUUACUCACAUCUAUUCAGAAGCGCAAACUCGCCACGCCUCUCUUUCAACGUCUUGUCGAAUCUGGUUUAGAUCCCGUCGAACUAGCCAACUUCCGCAAAAAGUCGCAGUCUCGAUUUCCUUGGAAGGGAUUGAUGACUUGGCUACACGAGAACGGGUACAGAUUUAACUAUUGGCCUAACGAUUCAACUUUGUACGGAAUUCGUCAUACAACAGGCGAAGCGGCUCUGUUACCCGCACACCUUCGGUGCGAAGGGCUCAACACUCCCAAUUGCUGGAAAUCAGAUGCAAUGAAUGCUAUAUUGCGCGCCUGCGUUGACCCCACAGACCCGCUGCGCGUUGUGCGCUUGUAA